Messenger RNA from Colletotrichum aenigma, 2775 nucleotides. It is a transcript of the gene FSR1, whose product is annotated as Non-reducing polyketide synthase fsr1. The coding region runs from base 1 to 2775 and encodes 924 amino acids. The record is from RefSeq and is a predicted model, not a curated record. Lineage: Eukaryota; Fungi; Ascomycota; Sordariomycetes; Glomerellales; Glomerellaceae. The transcript has 4 exons. Gene Ontology annotation, molecular function: transferase activity.
AUGGCCCUAUCACCCCCUAAUGCCAAACCCUUGGAGAAAAUCUUCCUCUUCGGCGACCAAGCUUACAGCACCCCCAAACGCGAUCUCAAGCGCUUGCUAGACGAUGAGGCCUUCCAACAGACCUUCCCUGAUCCCUCAUCGCCCUUCUCCCUCUUCAUUCAUCGCUGCGGGAGUGAAAUCCAGCGCGAUCUGGCCCAGUUCGUCAACCCCAUGAAGGUCAAACACCUCUGCCCUUCCGGCACCCUAGCCGACAUGCUCCUGCAGUGGCAUUACCGUAACAUUGGCUACUCCCACCCGCACUACUCCGACCGCGACGAUGCCCACCGCUGCUUAGCGCUGGAUAUGGCGUUGCUUGUCGCAUAUCAGGUGCUGCUAUUCAUUCGACAUGUCGAAUCUUCCCCAUCAGCGGAGCACUACGGGAACGCUACUGUCAUAGGCACUUGCACCGGGGCACUGGCUGCUGCGGCGGUGGGGUGCAGUGCCGGCUUAGCGGAGCUGGUCCCGCUGGGUAUAGAGGCUGUCCGGGUUGCCUUCCGGGUGGGUCUGGUCGUGGAUCGGAAGGCACGGGAUACCGCACCAGUGACAGGCACGAAGCAGCCUUGGAGCAUGGCGGUGUCGGCCGCGGACGAGCGCACGUUUCAGGGGCUGCGAGUCUUCCUGCAGCGGCUCGCGGGCAAAGUUGGGAACACUGCCAGCAGCUGGUUGCAAAAGGUUGACAAUAGGAAACGCGAGGCAAGAAAAGGGUCAUACUGGGUGAGCGCAUGGGGGCCGAGCUCGGUAACGGUGUCGGGGCCGCCGGAGGUGCUAGCGGAGCUGGCGGACUCGGACGGGCUAGCGGUUCCCGGCGUGAGGAUAUUGCCGAUACCGAUAUUCGGGCCGUUUCAUAGCUCAUUGCUCCACACGAAGAAGGAUGUUGCUAGGUUGCUGGCGUUCCUGGACCCAGCAGUGGCGACGACGCCCGCAUGUCUGACGGUGAUCUCGGCCUCAACAGGCGAGGCCCCAGAAGAGGCCGUUGACUUCGUCACACUUAUGCGCACCGCUGUCGAUGACAUGCUUCUACGUCCGCUUCGCUGGGACCUCGUGCUACAGCGGUUUUGCGAGCACGCCGAGACGAGUGAGAGUGGGACUGGGUUGCCGGAGGUUAUCUCAAUCGCGUCGUCCGCGGGACAGUCUCUCAACACAGCCUUGAGCCAGGCGCAGAAGGGAACACGAAAACCGCGCAAGGUAAAAGAUCACGGCCUGGAGAGUACGACAAUUCACCGUGUCAUAACAGAGGCAGACUUGAUGGUGGGAGACGGGCUAUAUCUGGUAACGGAGGCAGAUCUGGCGAGACCGGAUCUGAGGGAGGCAGUUCAGGGGCAUUUGGUAGAGGGAAAGCGGCUAUGUACGCCGUCCGUCUUCGCGGAUAUUGCCAUGACGCUUGGAAAUUACCUUGUUGAGAUACUGAAGAACCACGAAAGGAAACAUGCGCUCGGAGUUCAUAAGCAGCUCGCCCAAACGCAUAAAUAUCUCGUCACUAUUGCUGACUUGAGUGUCAGCAAGGCGUUAGUUGCUGGCAACAACGGUCCGGGGUCGCAGCUGCUACAAUGCCAUGCACACGCUGACUGGACUGUUCGUACUGCUCGGUGCAAAUUCGCCGUUGUGAGCCGCUCUGGCAAGCCCCAACAGCACGCCGAAUGCACCAUUCGUAUCACCGACGACUCCAUUCUAUCCCUUUUCCAACAAUACUCUUCCGGCGAAUCUCAUCGUAUCAAUGUGUCCUCUCUGCGUUCCCGGCCCGGCACCACUCAUAUCUCCGGCAGCAUGGCGUAUAGGGUGGUCUCCUCUCUAGCCGAGUUUCACCGCAAUCACCGACUCGUUCAAUCCCUGGUGCUCGACCAGCACACACAUGAGAUCGCUGCCCUCGUCCGUUUCCCCGGCGAUCUUUCUGGUCAUGGCGACUACACUGCGCACCCAGCGAUUAUCGAUGCCUUUACGCAGCCAGCUGGGUUCUGUCUCAACCUUGACGACGCAACCGAUCUAGAGCACACCGUUUACAUCAACCACGGUUGGGAGGAUAUGCUCCUGUUCGAGACAAUCGACAUGGGGCUUGAAUAUACGGUGUAUGUGCGCAUGCAACAAGUUGGCCGGACACGGAAGUGGACGGGUGACAUCAUCGUCCUUCGCGAGAACAACAUCGUGGCGGCUUUCCUACAGUAUUCCGUGAACGCUUUCCCCCGGCGUGUGUUCAGCAAUAUGUUGAGCCAAGAGACCAAAAUAGCUGAGAAAAUGGCCACAACGUCCUCAAGGGUGCUGCAAACAGCCGUGCCGUGUAGUCCGCCCCAGACGCCGAAGCCGCAGAAGACGCUCAGAAUACAGACAAAGCCCGCUGAUGGGGCGGGCCAGGGGAUCUUCCCUACAAGCCCGGUGUCACCAGAUGAUAUGAGCAGGAAAGGGCCGUCUGUAUCUCCACAACAGAACCAACAGUGGUUGUACGGGGGUGACUCGCCGGCGAUGGCGACUUCUUGUAGUGCGACACCACGUAGCUUCGACACGUCCCUUACCAUCCCCGACGUUCAGAAACAGGACAAAUCAUCCACCAUCGCUAUUCCUCCGUGCAAGUCUAUUAUCCUCCAAGGCUUCCCAAAGACCGCCCACACAUUUCUCUUCCUUUUUCCUGACGGCUCCGGCAGCGCUACAUCGUACGCUUCUCUUCCGCCCGUUGGUGUUGGCGUCUGCGUCGUCGGCCUAAUGUGCCCGUUCCUACGUGGCGACACGGCCACGAUGGCAUAUUGA